AUGAUGCAAGCACGUGGAAUAGCUGGCCGCUCCGCCAGGAGAUGCGCCACGCUUCUCGGCCGCACAACACCGCGAUCUCUAGCACCACAGCUGCCUUCAACAUCACCAAUAUGCCGUUCUUACAGCGUCACCGGCGCCUAUCGAAGGCCUGACGCUUUCCACUCGCAGCUCGACAGCUCUCGCAAUUCAGACAUCCCCUCCUCCUCCCCACCAGCCGUCGGAAAGCCUCAGACGCUCACUGAGAAGAUCGUCCAGCGGUACGCCGUCGGCCUUGCGCCGGGCAAGACGGUCCAUUCCGGCGACUACAUCUCCAUCGCGCCGCACCGCAGCAUGUCCCAUGAUAACAGUUUUCCCAUUAUUAAGAAAUGGAUGGACAUAGGCGCCACCAAGGUCCAUGAUAGCAGCCAAAUUGUCAUGACUUUGGAUCACGACGUGCAGAAUCGAUCGCCUACGAACCUGAAGAAGUACGAAUUGAUACAAGAGUUCGCUCAGAACCAUGGCAUUGAUUUCUUUGGCGCUGGCCGGGGUAUUGGCCAUCAGCUGAUGAUUGAGGAGGGCUAUGCUUGGCCGGGGACCUUGACCGUUGCGUCUGACAGCCACUCCAAUAGCUAUGGCGCAAUUGGAGCCGUGGGUACUCCCAUUGUGAGGACCGAUGCUGCCAGUAUACUUGCGACUGGUCGGACAUGGUGGCAGAUCCCGCCUAUCGCCAAAGUCACUCUCCUGGGCGUUCUACCUCCGGGUGUUACUGCGAAGGAUGUCAUCGUGGCGCUCUGUGGAUUGGUGAAUGACGAUUCUGUCCUAAAUCACGCCAUCGAAUUCACUGGUUCCGAAGAAACAAUGCGUAGCCUUUCUAUAGACGAAAGGAUCACAAUCGCAAACAUGACGACGGAAUGGGGCGCGCUCAGUGGGCUUUUCCCCAUUGACGAUGUCUUGAUCAACUGGCUGCGAGCCAAGGCCACCACAUCCGCCAUGCUCAACUCAGAGCCUGAUGCCAAUGCCCGUUUUACACACGACCGGAUCGCCCAGCUCUCUGAGAACCGGCUCACUGCCGACCCCGGUGCAACUUACGCCAAGUCGCUUUAUCUCGAUCUUACAUCCCUAUCCCCAUUUGUCUCAGGACCCAACUCUGUCAAGGUGGCCACGCCCCUUCGCGAUCUUGAGGCUCAAAAGAUUCCCGUCGACAAAGCUUAUUUGGUAUCCUGCACUAACGGAAGAGCGUCCGACAUUAGUGCUGCCGCUCGUGUAUUCCGCGAGGCUGCGAAAGAUGGUGUUGCACCCAAGAUUGCCCCUGGUGUCAAGUUCUACGUUGCCGCUGCCUCUCUAGCUGAACAACAGAUAGCGGAGGAAGCUGGCGAUUGGCAGGUUCUCCUAGAUGCCGGCGUGGAAACACUUCCAUCAGGGUGCGGACCUUGUAUUGGGCUUGGAACUGGACUGCUUGAGCCCAACGAGGUCGGCAUUAGCGCAUCAAACAGAAACUUUUCAGGAAGAAUGGGAUCUAAAGAAGCAAAGGCAUAUCUCGGAUCGCCAGAAGUAGUCGCCGCCAGUGCCCUGUCAGGUUAUAUCAGUGGUCCUGGAUGGUACCAGAAGCCUGAAGGCAUCGACAAGGUUAUCCUCGGUGAGGGCAGUGGCAACCUGGAGGCAGAUAAGGCCAUGAGCGUUGAGGACGCCCUGGAUAAGAUCAUCGCUCAGGCCGACAGCAUGAUCUUCGACGCCGAGAAGGAUAUGGGCGCUUCAACUGCAGCACCUGCAGACAACGCCGAGGAGACGCUGACCGACAUUGUACCUGGUUUCCCAGAGAAAGUCGAGGGCGAGAUCGUAUUUUGCGACGCCGACAACAUCAACACAGACGGUAUAUACCCAGGCAAAUACACAUAUCAAGAUAACGUCCCAGUCGAGAAGAUGGCAGAGGUAUGCAUGGAAAACUACGACGCCGCCUUCAAGGAUAUCGCCCGCCCUGGAGACGUGUUGGUCGGAGGAUUUAACUUUGGAACUGGCUCAUCACGAGAGCAAGCCGCUACCGCUAUCCUCGCCAAAAAGAUCCCGCUCGUCGUCUCCGGCUCUUUCGGCAACAUCUUCGGCCGUAACAGCAUCAACAACGCGCUCCUCACCGUUGAAGUGCCUCGCCUGAUCCAGCGCCUUCGCGAGCGCUUCCCCAAGGGCGACGGUGCCGACAUUCAGCUCACGCGACGCACGGGAUGGAAGUUCCUGUGGGACGUACGCAGGAGCAAGGUCGUCGUCACAGAGGACAACGGAGAGACGUGGAGCCAGAAGGUGGGUGAACUGCCGCCGAAUGUGCAAGAGAUCAUUAGCAGGGGAGGUUUGGAGGCCUGGGUCAAGGGAGAGAUUGCAAAGUGA
Messenger RNA from Trichoderma breve, 2355 nucleotides. Its product is annotated as aconitase family (aconitate hydratase) domain-containing protein. The record is from RefSeq and is a predicted model, not a curated record. Lineage: Eukaryota; Fungi; Ascomycota; Sordariomycetes; Hypocreales; Hypocreaceae. Gene Ontology annotation, molecular function: 4 iron, 4 sulfur cluster binding; homoaconitate hydratase activity. Bases 1 to 2355 code for a protein of 784 amino acids. The transcript is spliced from 5 exons. Gene Ontology annotation, biological process: L-lysine biosynthetic process.